Molecule: messenger RNA, 876 nt
Organism: Penicillium riverlandense
Lineage: Eukaryota; Fungi; Ascomycota; Eurotiomycetes; Eurotiales; Aspergillaceae
Gene: tpcG
Product: oxidoreductase tpcG
Exons: 1
Coding region: 1-876 (291 amino acids)
Source: RefSeq, a predicted model, not a curated record
AUGUCGACAGUCAGCCUUUCAACCUCCCGACAUCGCUUUGCGUUAUUAGGUGCAACGGGCCAUACCGGUCGACUGAUUCUAAAGAAGCUUCUCCAGCAGACAAGCAUUCCAGACAUUGAAGUUCAGGUCUACGUUCGUUCUCGGCAAAAGCUAGAAUCUUUGGUGCCAUCUAUAUCUUCCGACAACCGAGUGUCGAUUUUCGAAGGUCAUCUCGAGGAUGAAGGUUUGAUCCGCAAUUGUGUUUCAGGGGUGGACACAAUCUUCUGCACCAUUGGCGAAAACGAAAACAUCCCAGGAGUGACUGUAUUGCAAGACACCGCUCAAGCUAUCCUCACCGCGCUGUCAUCGCUUCAAAAGCAAUCGAUACUGCGAUGGACCCGACCACGUUUAAUUAUGUUGUCUUCCGCCACAUGGAAUGCACGAUUUGCAGCUACUCGGCCGAUAGUGCUAGACUGGAUGAUUCGAAACGCUUUCGCACACCCAUAUCAUGAUUUGGUUGAGGCGCAGAAAAUGCUCUUGGACGCCUCACCUCUUCUACGUGUCCUCCUCGUCCAGCCAAAUGCAUUGGUUAGGGAACCAGCAUCUGGUUGUGUCAUUAGCACUGAAUUUGCCGCUGUCGCCGUCUCCUAUGAGGAUUUGGCAGAAGGGUUCGUGCAGAUUUCGACCAAUUCCGAAUUUGAUGGCAUCCCUGCUGUUGGGGUGUCCAGCGCCCGAGCGGAAAAUUAUCUACUAUACAUUCCGUUUGUCCUGGGAAAGGUCUUGCGAGGCUUGCUCUUUAAAUUCGUUCCCGGAUAUUGGCAGGCGGAAUACGCCGUCUCUCGAUAUCUUGCUAGCUGGACACGAAAAAUCCAAGAAGUAUUCACUACUCUAGACUAG